Penicillium oxalicum is the source of this 918-nucleotide messenger RNA. RefSeq names its product UbiA family prenyltransferase. The coding region runs from base 1 to 918 and encodes 305 amino acids. Gene Ontology annotation, molecular function: transferase activity, transferring alkyl or aryl (other than methyl) groups. The transcript has a single exon. Gene Ontology annotation, cellular component: membrane. The record is from RefSeq and is a predicted model, not a curated record. Lineage: Eukaryota; Fungi; Ascomycota; Eurotiomycetes; Eurotiales; Aspergillaceae.
AUGACUGCAGCCACUGAAGCUCUUCCCACUUUGAAGCUGGCAGUCGUCCGGCUUCUGCACCUCAUCUGGCAAUUCACGGAGAGCAACUUUCCCACCUUUGUACUUCCGAACUCGGCCUUUGGACUUCUCACAGGUCUCGCUGCUCCUCUACUCACCGACUGUCCCGAGCGUCCGGCUGCUCCCCGUCUCUUUGUCCGUGGGCUCGCAGUGAUUCUCUUCAACUGGGCCAAUGUCUUUGUAUUCGAUUUGGCGAACCAGCGUCUUCCCGAAUCGCGAUUGGAGGAUCGGCUGAACAAGCCAUGGCGACCCCUGCCCACUAGACAGAUCAGCCCCGAUACCACACGGCGGUGGAUGCUCAUCUUCAUUCCUCUUGUGUUGACUGUCAGUGCGGUUCUCGGCGUGGUGACAGAGAGCGCAUUAAUCAUGAUUCUGACCUGGUUGUACAACGAUCUGCGUGGUGGCGAUGAGAUCGUGCGUGACGGUAUUAUCGCUUGCGGAUAUGCGCUGUAUCUCAGCAGUUCGCUGCGAAUUGUGUCCGGCCUCGACUUUCAUAUCACGGAGCAUGGCUACAGGUGGAUUGCAAUUAUGAGCGGCAUCAUCUUAACCACCAUGCAAGUCCAGGACUUGAAGGAUCAAGUUGGCGACCGAACCCGAGGACGGCGAACCCUUCCCCUGGUCUUGGGAGAUAAGGUUUCUCGUUGGAGUAUCGUUGGUUUCACAUUGUUCUGGAGCAUGCUAUGCUGUUACUUCUGGCAGCUGCCACUGUGGGGAUAUGUGCUGCCCCUGCUGACAGGGUUGGCAGUGUCGUUCCACGUGGUCAUCGGAUCGAACGAUGCCCAAGCGUGGCGACUGUGGUGCGCGUGGCAAGUCGUCAUCUAUGGAAUUCCUAGUUUGGUGUCUGUACUGGACCGAGAUUGA